AUGUACAAGUUGCUGAGACAAGGAUCCCAGGAUGUGCCUACAUUCGUCGGACCAAAUGGGGAGAUCACUCUGAAUCUUGCGAGAUCUGGCAUUGAAAAUAUUGAUAUAGUUCCAGACGAUGUCAAUGUCCUCAUCUUGGACCACAACUAUAUUCGACGUUUAGAAAAUUUAUCUAGUUUGUAUGAUUUACAACAACUUUCAGUGGCAAACAACAAGUUACUACAAAUGCAUGGAGUAUCUAGCCUCAAAAACCUGACGAUCUUGAAUUUACCUAACAAUGGCAUUGUUGCAAUUGAUGGUUUAAGCAAGUUAACCCACCUUAGGUGGCUUAAUUUGUCGGGAAAUAAACUGAAGGUUAUCGAACAACUAGAUGCCAAUUCGAGUCUAAAACACUUAGAUUUGUCGGACAACUAUAUUUCCGAGCUUAAAAAUUUAUCUUUCCUAACCAAACUGAAGACACUUCUUCUGCACUGUAAUCGCAUUAGCACACUUCAAGGUUCAUCCAAUUAUUUGCCUAAAUCACUUGAAAUAAUAUCUCUGGCUAAUAAUAUGGUUUCCGACAUUUUGGAGGUCCGGGAACUAUCUUGCAUCCCAAAGCUUUUGCAAUUUUCUUUGGGAAAUAACCCGUGCGCCGAAUCAACUGCAUAUGACUACAAAAUGUUCGUCUUAGGAUGGCUGCCGAACUUACGUAUCCUCGAUGGUGCUCACAUUACAGCGGAAGACUUAAAGAAAGCGAGUUGCUUUGUGUUAGAAUUGAAGUCAUCAUCGUCUGCCACUUCUCCUUCUCAGGUUGAUCUGAGUAGAUUUGUUCGUGACAAUAACAGUAUUAAUAAUGGAAAUAAGAAAUCACCAACAUAUGAUGGAAUGGAUCACAAUUUCAAGCGUGUAUGCAAUAACAGCUCAGAAUCAUCAUGUACAGCUCUGUCAAAGACUGACUCGCUCAAACUCAACCUGAAUUAUUUCUCAGAAGCGUCUUUAAAUCAUAAUAUGGGUACACCAAAUACAUGUUGUUCUGAGGAACUGGUACCUACAUCUGUUCCUUUCAAUAUAUCCACUCCAAAUGAAAAUACUGAAACUUUUCAAGCUACAUUAGCAGGUGCUACUGCUCCAAGGGAAUAUCAACAGAAUGGUAUUCAUGUAAGGCCUAUUUGGAAUACGCCUGUUUCGAACAACAACAAUAGUAAUGAUGUUCAUCUUCAUCAGCCUAAAUACAACAGUGAGACUAAGUGUGCACAAAGUGAUAGCAUGUUUAGUUCUCCACAUUCAUCAGCUUCAUGUCCCUAUCGUACAGUACCACCAUCUUCGCCUAUGUUGAAUCUUAAUCUGCCACCGGACAUUGGAAAUUGUUCACCACGUAAAGUUAUUCCUGACAAAGAAGGCAAGAUGAUGUUCAGACCAGUGUAUGAUGCUUCAUCCAGUAAAAAUUCAUAUCAUCAUAUUUAUUUACCCUUGAAUUUACCAAAUAAUAGUAAUGGUGUAAAAGAAUCAUUGAGGAAUACAACAAGUUACCAUACUUGUACAAAUAGUAUAGGAAAUGAAGCUAAUCCUCAUACCAUCGAUAAACAACUAUCAUCAAGUAAUACAUUAUUAUCUUCUGGAAACUUUAUUCCUUUAAACCAAUCGAUUUGCUCUCAGACAACCAGAUUUUCGCAUACAUCAAUCAGUUCGUUGAAUAGCUCCAAAUCCGGCGAAAACUUGAGACCACAUGCAGGAGGUCUUAUAGAUGCUGUUCACUUGCUGGAUGAUGGUGAAGAUGAUGCUGAUGAUGAUGAAGACAUAUUAACGGAAAGGACUAUUCAAAGCAACAGAUUUACUGGUCCAUUAGAAGAUUUAAUAGAUAUUCCUUCGAAGCAUAAUUUGCGAACCCAAGAAGAUAAAAUUAUCAGCCUGCCUAAUAAUGCCAAUGUAAAAGGGUUAUUUGGUAAUAAAGUCGCAGAAUCCUCAGAUUCUGUUCGUCCGGAAGAUGUUAGAGAUAAUACAAGCACUCAGUUUGUGAAGUUAUCAGACUCCUGUGUAUAUGUUGUUGCAAAUAAUAAGCCUACAAACUUCAUUGAUACUGCCACUGCUCCAAUAUCUAGACAACCAGUAGAAUCUAACGAAAAGCCUAAAUUGUCAAUCGCUGUUUAUAAUAAUCCAGAAGUAUUGAAUUCAAUGUCUACCAAUCUCAACCGAGAAACUUCAACGAUUCCAAGUUGUACAUCUCUUCCUGUUACACAGGAUAUUGAUACACCAACUAUUUAUAACCAGACAUCUUCAUCUUCAGCAUCUUUAUCAUCCUGUUGUCCAUCUUGUGGUAGUCAAACAAAAUUAUUACAGGAUCAUGUGUUCAAUUCAAUUUUAUUGAGAGAGGUUGAAGAAUUAAAAGCUUGGAAGGAAUCAGUUACACAGACAUUAGCCAAUUCUAUUAAAUCCGUUAACUUUUCAUCGAAUUCUGUCCAAACUGAUUGUAAAGAUGUGAGCCAAAAUGCUUCAGCCUGUCAGACAGAUGAGUUUUCAUCAAAUACACUGAUCUAUGCUAAUUCAUCAUUAGGAGAUGAAGAGAAAAAUGGAAUAGAAAGUAGACAUCAACUAAAUAGUCAAGUUUACACUAAUUUAUCUGAACAAAAUCAUGCGAAAGAUAACCAUUACAACUCUCGCAAUAAUAAUUCGGAUAAUCAGUCAGUCACCAAUAUACCUGAACAUAAUGCAAAGGAAGAACAGUGUAAAGUUUCUGAAUCGGAUAAUACACAUAAAGAAGCAACUUUAUCUACCAGCAGCUCUACUAUGGAAUACUCUGAAGUAUCAGAAUUACGUAAUACCCUACGUGUUAUUGACAACGUCAAUAAAGAAAAUAACCUGUCACCUUCAAAUAACAAUCUAGAUGAUACUAUGCAACUGUCAACAUCAGAAAACACUUCUAACAUUAUGUUAGAUCAUCAAAGCGUUCCAUACAAUAUUCCUACUGAUUCUUUUGAUGGUUUAGAAGAUUUUACGGAUUUAGAGCUUGUACGACAAGCAGCUUUACGGGCCAUAAAUUUAGAUUCAACUUCCAUUGACACAAGUCAUCAUAGCGGUGAUCCAUCUCCAUCGAUUGUAGCUUCUUAA
Messenger RNA from Heterobilharzia americana, 3084 nucleotides. The record is from the annotation of a GenBank genome assembly. NCBI's taxonomy places the organism in Eukaryota, Metazoa, Platyhelminthes, Trematoda, Strigeidida, Schistosomatidae.